This is a messenger RNA of Caenorhabditis sp. 36 PRJEB53466, 1867 nucleotides long. The record is from the annotation of a GenBank genome assembly. NCBI's taxonomy places the organism in Eukaryota, Metazoa, Nematoda, Chromadorea, Rhabditida, Rhabditidae.
AUGUCGUCAUGGAAACCAAAGGGAAACAGGAAACGAGAAGAGACGCAGACUCACAAACAAAAUACCCCGUUUGCAGCGUUCGCUCGUCGUUCCCUACGCCAAGAUUCUGAAAUCUCCGGCGUUCCACGCACAACUCCUCUGCCAAUUCGUGAUCAACUCGGUUGUGACACUCCUCCAAAUCUACCUCCCGCUCUACUUCAAAGACGUCCUUCAUUUGGGCGUCAUUGCCGUCAGUUUAGCGUUUUUGAGGCUCGCCGCUCGUAACGCAGUAUUGUCGUUUUCAGAACGGAACCUACACAUCGGUGCCGAACAUUGUCAACUUUGCCCUGAAAAUCGUCUGGGGCAUCACAAUCGAUCGGGCGAAAGAGCGCAAAACUGUGAGCGGAACGUUUGCGGUCAAGCUGUCACAGUCUAUAGGUGCGUGUUUAGUGCUCACAAGAUGCUCAAAAAUCUUUAACGAUUUCAGCCAACUUCGGAGGCGCUCUUUUCCUGAUUCUCAUCGCGUACUUUGUGGAUUGCACCAACCCGACCACCGGAUUCUUGUUCUUCUGUCUAAUGUGAGCGCUUUAAACGAUUAUUUGAGACGGUUAUGAAACGGUAAAACUUUUGCAGGUACGGUUGCAUGGGCACUCUUGUCAGCGGCUUCUACACUUCGCUUCUCUCGCUGGCGCCCAAGUACACGGCCACCAUGUCAUCGAUUUCGGUGUUUUGUGCAAUGAUGGGACGACUCUCCACGCCAGCCAUUGUCGGACUCAUCAAGAAAGAGGUAAAACUAAAUAUCUAUCGAUGUUCGCUAGAAGAUCGAUUCGAAAAUGCUGCUCAACACGGUCUUCGAAAUGAUUUUUAGGCUCUUGUCGAUACGUUUGAAAGUUUUUAACCGAACAGAAAUGGCGCUCUGUUGAGAAACUCGUUUUGCGCAGUGCAAAUUGAGCGACCUCGGGGCCGAGUUUGAAAAGUUAUUAUAGGGGCACCGGACAGAAAGGGCGCGCUGUUCGCAAUCUGGCCGAAUUUCUAGGCCGCGAAGUAAUUUUCCACUGAAAACGUGGCCUAAAUUUUCAAACUCGGCCCCGAGGUCGCUCAAUUUGCACUGCGCAAAAAGAGUUUCUCAACAGAGCGCCAUUUCUGUGCGGUGCCCCUAUAUAAUAUCGGCGUUCGCUAGAAGAUCGAUUCGAAAAUGCUGCUCAACACGGUCUUCGAAAUGAUUUUUAGGCCCUUGUCGAUACUUUUGAAAGUUCUCUGUUUCAUGUGGCACAUAUUCUUUUCAAUUUAUUGCUCAAGCUUGUUACAGUUAUCAGCGAAGUGCCUCUUAUCAGUGUUCUGUCGAAACACGCUAAAAAAGAUCAUUUUAAGGGCCAUAAUCUGAUUUUUAUGUGAAUAUUAUCUAGUAAUCCCCCCGUAAGCUCGGCCUUUUGUAGUCACAAAUCGUGUUUCAGUUUCCUGUCUUUAACAACUUUCGCCAAAGUGACACUGAUUAUGCUGAUCAUUUUAUUUUGCAGAACACGCUCUCAGAAUGGCGGACGCUUUUCCUGGUGUGCGCCGUCGCCAACAUCAUCUGCGGAACCGUGUUCUUGAUUUUCGGAUCCGGUAUGAUCAUCAAACCCGCCCGGUAUUAUCAAAGGGUUUGAAUCGUUCAGGCGAACUCCAAGAAUGGGGAAUGGAAGACGAGGUGAAGGAAAUGAAGACGAUCGAAGCGGAGAAAACCCCGUUGGCCAGUAUGCAGAAUCUUCCGGAUUCCGAGGACAACGACGUGUUCCAGUCGGCCCUCGACAUGGACGUUCCCGAGAUUUACCUCAACGAAAUCACGCUGACCACCGAGGAGCGCGAGCGGUUCAAACGACGCAUUCGCGAGGAUUCCAUGUGCUUAUAA